AGUACGACACUUUUAUUUUGUCCGAUUGUUGGUGGGAACCGCACUGCAGCGUAUGUGUUAAUGGCGUACAAUUGGAUGACAAAAACUUUUGACGCUUACCCAAACUCUACUUCCACGGAAUCCUCUCCUGGUUCCUCUAUCCCACCUUCGCCUCUGGAGCAUGAUGUCCAAAUGCCCUCCGACUUGGAGGUUAUGACCACUCUUCUUAAAGAAGAACUGGCUCAGCUGGAGGAUUAUUACCUGUAUGAAUCGGCGCCUAUGAAAUUGGAGAAAUGGCAAAAAUGUGACAAAAGCUUGCAAGCUAUGGCUACGCAGUCGUACUACCAGUUGCCCUGCGCUUCGUACAAUGCAAACCAACCUGAAACAAAUCCCAGGCUGGUUUCCCUAGCAACCGGAGAUCUCGACCUGCGAGGCUUCUGUGGGGGCUCCGUGAGCCGACCGAAAAUGUCUCGCCCCGGCCCCUACAGCUACAUUCGGACACACUGCAACAGCCAAAGAAUAUCAGCGAGCGGAUGAAGGCGUGGAGGUGUUCGAGAGAAGGAGGCGUGGACUUUCAAAGGGACUCAUUCAGGUACGGAGCUGGCGUUUGACCAGUGCUCUGUCGACAAAUCCUUCGGAAAGAGCCACGCGAGCGCGAAGAAGGUUCGCGAAUGUGCCAUACUGUUGAAGGAAGAAGAGAAAAGUUGCUUCACGGAAGACGUGUUUUACCGAGCGGAGAUGAUGAGAGAUUCACGAUCUCGGCGGCUCCUGGAGCCGCACCACAAACGGGAGGGCCAGAGCCACGGGAUGAAGAUGCUCGCCACGGCGGGAUUGCUAUGCCCGUUUGCAGUGCGCGAGAGAGCGAGCUGUCCGCCGUAUAAACAAUCCGAAGUAGCCGAGUGCUACUUUCAUCAGAUAACUGCCAAUUUAGAGCCAUAUCACGGCUUCAUGAAUGAAAUCGAUCAGCCAAUCAGAACUGGGGCUCUUGAUAUCCAGAAUAAUGACUACUUGCACCACGAAUGCCUUGGGGAUCAAAGCUUUGAAUGUCUGUCGGAGACAGUGUUGGGUCCUCUUUGA
Puntigrus tetrazona (Sumatra barb) is the source of this 1056-nucleotide messenger RNA. It is a transcript of the gene atf5b, whose product is annotated as activating transcription factor 5b. Gene Ontology annotation, biological process: regulation of transcription by RNA polymerase II. The record is from RefSeq and is a predicted model, not a curated record. NCBI's taxonomy places the organism in Eukaryota, Metazoa, Chordata, Actinopteri, Cypriniformes, Cyprinidae. Gene Ontology annotation, molecular function: DNA-binding transcription activator activity, RNA polymerase II-specific; RNA polymerase II transcription regulatory region sequence-specific DNA binding. Gene Ontology annotation, cellular component: nucleus.